UUGUUGCACAAAAUUCUAAGAAAAUAUACUUAAGUUUUGUAAUGUGACACUGAAUUAAAAAGCAACAUUUUAUUAAAUGCUGAACAAUUUUAAAUGGUUUUACAACAAAUGAAGUGACUUUGUGAAAGCAGCAAAAUACAACAACAUUGUCCUAAUCUCCAAAUAUACACAUGAACCCAAGCGCUAAUCAGGAAUUGUAUUUUGUAUGCACAGGAGUCUGGAUAUACAGUAACCCUAGUUGUAUGAAAGCAUACUUAUUACUGCAGAAAGAUUUGGUUUCAGAGGCAUUAGAGCGUGUGGAUAAGAGUAUGUUAGAAUGUGAAAUCAGCAACAUAACAUAGUAUGUGAACUAUGAGUAAGCUUAGUUUCAGUAAAAUGGAAAACAGUAGUCCUGGUGAACAUACACACCAUCUAAAUCCUAAAAUUGUACCGAUCCAGUGCCAAACAUUAGACUGUUUAAUUUAAAUUGCAGUUGAGCUGUUAUUAAACAGUGUAGGACCUCACAUUAUGCACCUGUUGAAGAUGUUGUUUUUGAAAAAAAAGUCAAACUAAUUAGGGGAUUAAACUCACUGACAAACAAAUAACAACAGACCAGUAAUUUACUUGGGAUAAUCAUGGGUAUUAUCUCCGGACAACGGCCUAUAAAACUGGGUGUUAGUGCAGGUCAAAUGGCAACACUGAAGAAAGAUCUGCCAGGAAAAGAUGGAGCAGAUUAUCCUGCUGUGUGCGCUCUCAGCUUGUCUCUCGGCCGUGAAUGCUCAGAAAUAUUUGCUCAGUCCCAAAUGGAUACCUGUUGGUUUGAGGGAGCCUGAAGGAAAAAAAGAGGGCACUGCAAUGGAUCAAAUAAUUAAAGUCAAUGAGUUUCAUGGUUCCCACGUCAUCGACGGUUCCACCACCCUCAGAGAGGGAGAUAUUGCUGUGUCCACUGGAAGGCGCUCAAAGAUCUGCUUCGCCCGGAGCUGCCUCUGGUCCAAAUCUGUGGAUGGACAUGUCUACGUUGCCUACACACUCUCACCUGAUUACUCUGACAUCGAGACAAAGCUGAUAAAGGAGGGAAUGGACAACAUAGAGGACAGCACCUGCAUCCGUUUUGUUCCACGAACUCACCAAAGAGACUACAUCGACAUCCAGCCAAAGUCAGGAUGUUGGUCCUACCUUGGCUCUCGUGGAGGAAAACAGACCCUGUCGCUCCAGAAUCCAGACUGCAUGCAUAUUGGAGUGAUUUCCCAUGAGUUUAUGCAUUCCCUGGGCUUUGUGCAUGAGCAGUCCCGCUUUGACCGCGACAACUAUGUCACCAUCAUGUGGCCGAACAUUUGGAGAGAUCGAGUAAGAAACUUUGAGAAGUUUAAGACAGAAAAUCUGGACCUGCCGUAUGACUUUGGCUCAAUUAUGCACUUUGGGAUGUAUGCCUAUUCAAUGGCCGGGGAACCAACCAUCGUCCCAAAGAACGGCAGGAACGUUAAGCUCGGCCAGGCAUCAUCUCUCAGUCACGUUGACAAGCUAAAAAUCAACAGGCUUUAUCAAUGCGCCGUGAAUGAUGAUUAGAACCUGAACCAAGCCGAGGUGAAGGAGGAAUCCUCUGAAAGCAGACUGCUGCUGAAACAUAUUCAUACAAUCUCAUAAUAUUUUAGGCCUUGUUUUGUGUAGCUGAACUUGUAUUUGUUUGAGUGAGACAUGUAACUUUAUAUUUAAUGUUUUAGUAGACAGAAUUGGCAUAUAUCUUUGCUGUUGUAUAGUGAAAGAUGAAAUGAAAGUUAUUGCCUUGUUAAAGUAGUCACUUAAUAUAUCCCUGUUCACUUCCUGCAAUAAAAAUGUUAAAGAAUAAAAAAAACC
This is a messenger RNA of Gambusia affinis (western mosquitofish), 1833 nucleotides long. RefSeq names its product high choriolytic enzyme 1 (gene hce2l2). Gene Ontology annotation, biological process: proteolysis. NCBI's taxonomy places the organism in Eukaryota, Metazoa, Chordata, Actinopteri, Cyprinodontiformes, Poeciliidae. The transcript has 9 exons. Gene Ontology annotation, molecular function: metalloendopeptidase activity; zinc ion binding. The record is from RefSeq and is a predicted model, not a curated record. Bases 703 to 1545 code for a protein of 280 amino acids.